AUGCCGGGUACGGAAAGUUGCUCUCAACAGGUCGAAACAUUUUCAGGAAAGCUCCAUUGCCAGGUCAGUACUUCUUUAAAUUUGAUUACAAACUAUAUUGAUAUUCUUUUGAAGGACGUGGACGUUCUAAUAGCCCCUGCGCCUUGUUUGGAGCAAAUUAAAUCUGGCGCAAUUUUAGGCCAAGGUUAUCUUUACAAAGAACCAACUUAUGAUAAUCAGCGAACUUCCAUUUCUGAUGGGAUAAGCUCUCGAUCUUAUUCUGGAGACUCCGAAGCUAGGCACGAGCAACUACGGUAUUACGAAUCCGUCUUACGGGGUCAGAGGUUGCAGCUGUAUGAUCAAGCCGAGAAGCUUGUUGAAAAGUUAAUGUCUUUGCUAGAUACCGGUGUUUUACUUGGGAUAAUGCCCAGCAAUCCACAUCUCCUUCAUCUUCUAGCAAGUGCGCACGCAGAUAUACAGUCCAGAGGGAAAAUGGAGCUUGGAGGAUGA
Molecule: messenger RNA, 489 nt
Organism: Penicillium verrucosum
Lineage: Eukaryota; Fungi; Ascomycota; Eurotiomycetes; Eurotiales; Aspergillaceae
Exons: 2
Coding region: 1-489 (162 amino acids)
Source: RefSeq, a predicted model, not a curated record